AUGAAAUUACUCCGCGUAAUUAUUACCUUAUUUUCCAUUACUUUGGCUAAUGCAUCAUCAUUUAAUGGGUCAGAUAUUCUAGCAAAUGACAAUGCUGGAAAAAAUAUGUCGAACAGCGUAAAUCCUCAUGUUGCUUUUUAUUCCAUCAAAGCCGAUGAAAUAAGAGCAACAUUUAUUCCAUACGGAGCUAGGUUGACACACUUACUAGUAAAAGAUAGGAAAGGGAAUCCACAAGAUGUGAUUGUAGGGUAUGAUAAAGGAGACGCAUAUAUCAAUGACACUGAAACUGUUCAUUCUUAUUUUGAUGCAGUUGUAGGACGAUAUGCAAAUCGCAUUAAGAAAGGUACCUUUGAAAUAGAUGAUGAAACUUAUCAUGUACCUAAGAAUGAAAACAAUGGAACUAACACGCUUCAUGGUGGAAACAUUGGAUAUGACCAACGCAACUGGACUGUCAUAUCUUACAAUGAAUCUAGUAUCACAUUUAUGCUUGAAGAUGUUGGAUAUGAAGACUUCCCAGGAAAUGUUAUAACUUACGCUACAUACUCUGUGAAAGCUAAUAAAAAGCCCUCAACCUUGACUACUAGACUAGUGAGUAUUCCUUUGGAUGGAGCAACACCGAUUAUGCUUUCGAAUCACAUAUACUGGAAUUUGAAUGCUUUUACUGAUGCUCGGGAUCCUACUGUCUUGAAUGAUAUUUUGUCGAUGCCAUAUUCAAAUAGGUACAUCAAAACCGAUAAAUAUUUAGUUCCAGUGGGUGAUAUUAGCCUUGUUCAAUACAGGGAGGGAACAGAUUUCACGACGCCUAUUGACUUAGGAACUAAUAUCAAGGAAGCAGACGGAGUAUGUGGGCCAAAAUGCACUGGCCUCGAUACUGCAUUUAUUUUAGAUCGUCCACGGUACUCAAAUCCUGAAUCGACUGAUUUGGUUAUACUUAAGUUACAAUCAAAUAAGACGGGAAUAAAAAUGGAGAUGAAAACAAAUCAGCAAUCGUUACAGAUAUACAGUUGCGAUGGACAAGAUGGUACAAUUCCAGUGAAGAGAAGUCAGCAACAUGGAAAUGGCACAACAUAUUUGGAACAGUAUGGAUGUGUUGUUAUUGAGCCACAACAAUGGAUAGAUGGUAUUAAUAAUCUACAAUGGGGUCAGAAUGAAUUUCAAGUAUAUGGCGUUGACACUCAACCAGCAGUUAAUUUUGCUCUGUACGAGUUUAGUUCCAUUGAAUAG
Messenger RNA from Debaryomyces fabryi, 1224 nucleotides. RefSeq names its product aldose epimerase family protein. NCBI's taxonomy places the organism in Eukaryota, Fungi, Ascomycota, Pichiomycetes, Serinales, Debaryomycetaceae. The transcript has a single exon. Bases 1 to 1224 code for a protein of 407 amino acids. Gene Ontology annotation, biological process: beta-D-galactose catabolic process via UDP-galactose, Leloir pathway; glucose metabolic process. Gene Ontology annotation, molecular function: aldose 1-epimerase activity; carbohydrate binding. The record is from RefSeq and is a predicted model, not a curated record.